Hibiscus syriacus is the source of this 1620-nucleotide messenger RNA. Its product is annotated as probable fructokinase-6, chloroplastic. Bases 180 to 1349 code for a protein of 389 amino acids. Gene Ontology annotation, biological process: fructose metabolic process. The record is from RefSeq and is a predicted model, not a curated record. Lineage: Eukaryota; Viridiplantae; Streptophyta; Magnoliopsida; Malvales; Malvaceae. Gene Ontology annotation, cellular component: chloroplast stroma; cytosol. Gene Ontology annotation, molecular function: fructokinase activity. The transcript has 7 exons.
AAGACAAAAUCCUCCCUUUGUUUACUCCAUUACUCUCGCUCGCUGCCUCUGUUUAUCAUUUUUCCUCCAUUUUUUUUAAAAAACACCUGUAUUCCAAUUAUUCCGAUAUAGUUGAAUCCUUUUCGAUUCUUCAUCCACCCAAAUUCAAUCAUUUUCAAAUUUUCUAAUUAUAGUCUUUGAUGGCUGCUCUUUACUCAACUUCCACUUGCCUAUAUGGUAGUUUGGCUUCGUACCCGUUUAAUAAGUCCGUAAAAAUUGGUCGUGUCAAAGUUAGAGAUCCUGGGUAUUAUUUUCCUCCACGUUUUCAGUGUUCUAAGCCUAAAUUGCAUGUCCAAGGAAAAGCCCUUCCUGUUGAUGGAUUACCUGAAAUAAAGGACUCUUCUCUAGUGGUUUGUUUUGGGGAAAUGCUGAUAGAUUUUGUCCCAACUAUCAGUGGGCUUUCAUUGGCAGAUGCUCCUGCAUUUAAAAAGGCUCCUGGAGGUGCACCUGCUAAUGUUGCUGUUGGAAUAGCUCGUCUUGGUGGCUCAUCGGCUUUUAUUAUUGGGAAGGUUGGUGAGGAUGAAUUUGGAUACAUGCUUGCUAACAUAUUAAAGGAGAAUAAUGUCAACAGUGAAGGGAUGCGUUUUGAUCCAGGUGCACGAACUGCUUUAGCAUUUGUAACACUAAGGAGUGAUGGGGAACGUGAGUUCAUGUUUUAUCGUAAUCCUAGUGCUGAUAUGUUGCUCCAGGAAAACGAACUUGAUUUUGAUUUGGUUACGAAGGCAACAAUAUUUCAUUAUGGUUCAAUAAGUCUUAUUACCGAACCAUGCAAGUCAGCUCACAUUGCUGCAGCAAAAGCUGCAAAGGAUGCCGGUGUUGUUCUGUCCUAUGAUCCCAACCUUAGGCUUCCGUUGUGGCCCUCUGCAGAGAGUGCCCGGAAAGGAAUUAUGAGCAUUUGGGAUACUGCCGAUAUUAUCAAGGUAAGCGAAGAUGAGAUUUCUUUCCUAACACAAGGGGAAGAUCCAUAUGAUGAUGCUGUUGUUCGUAUGUUAUUCCACCCAAAUCUGAAAUUGCUUCUAGUUACGGAGGGCCCACAUGGUUGUCGUUAUUACACUCAGGAAUUCAGUGGGAGAGUGAAGGGCUUGAUGGUAGAAGCUGUAGACACCACUGGUGCCGGGGAUGCUUUCGUAGCUGGAACAUUAUCACAACUUGCUUCUGACCUUUCCUUGCUUCAGGAUGAGGGUCGAUUGAGGGAUGCUCUAUGGUUUUCUAACGUUUGCGGUGCAUUGACCGUGACAGAAAGAGGUGCGAUUCCUGCCUUGCCGACUAGAGAAGCUGUUAUCGAUGCUAUUCUCAAAAUUGUAGCAUAAGUUUUUCUUCCCAUACUGUAAUAAAGGCGACUUCCAAGUUCCUAUCGGCAACCAGGACUAGAUCGGAAUGAAGUUAAUGAAACGAUCCGCAUAUGACCUACUAAUAUUCUACCAUCACGUUUACCUUCAUCCGUGAACUUGUAAGCUGUUCCAUUCUUGUGUAUGAUAAUGGAAAGCAUCUUGAUUUUGUAUUCUGUUUCCUAGUAGGCGUAUGUAUUAUAUGCAACUUAAAUUGGUUUAGUGAAUGGAUUCUGCUAUCUGUUGUCGAGGA